Messenger RNA from Colletotrichum higginsianum IMI 349063, 1056 nucleotides. Its product is annotated as Ssh-4. Lineage: Eukaryota; Fungi; Ascomycota; Sordariomycetes; Glomerellales; Glomerellaceae. The transcript has a single exon. Gene Ontology annotation, molecular function: protein binding. The record is from RefSeq and is a predicted model, not a curated record. Bases 1 to 1056 code for a protein of 351 amino acids.
AUGAGGUUUACUACUGGGAGGCCAAGAUAUACGAUAAACCCGAAAACACGUUGGUCAGUAUCGGCAUGGCCACCAAGCCGUACCCGUUGUUCAGGCUACCCGGUAUGUCCAUUCCUGUCUCUCGCAGAACCACACGGCGCUAACCCUCUAGGCUUUCACAAACAUUCCGUAGCCUACUUGUCAGCGGGCCAGCGUCGCUGCAACCAGCCCUUCGCUGGGACACCCUACGGCCCUCAGUACGUCCAGGGCGACGUCAUCGGUGUGGGCUAUCGUCCACGAACCGGUACCAUUUUUUUCACACGCAACGGCAAGAAGCUGGAGGACGUCGUCCACGGAGUCAAGUCGCAGAACUUUUUCCCUGCCGUCGGUGCCAACGGACCGUGCAUCGUCCAUGUCAACUUUGGCCAGGCCGGCUUCGUCUUCAUCGAGGCCAACGUAAAAAAAUGGGGACUCGCCCCGAUGACGGGCAGUCUCGCCCCGCCUCCGCCCUACGGCUCUGAGCAGGGCGACAUCCUGCUGGAGGCCGGACGCAAAGACGGAUACACAGCUGCCAGCCAGCAGCGUUCACCCUCGCAGACCCAGUCGUACUCGCAGGCUAGUCUGGGUCCUCAGCAUGGGCGGACAAGAAGCGGAAAUUUCAGAGUACUGCCACCGAGGAGCCCUGGUCCCGUAAGAAGCCCAACUGACAUCUCCCUGACUCAUUUCGUCUCCGACGACGAAGGCGGCGAGCCAAGCAGCAGCACCAACCGUGGACACCAAGGGCAGAGCGUCGUUGGGCUCGGGCUUCAAGAUGCUUUGAACCCUCCACCCGAGUAUACGAGCCCCGAUCACUCGGAUGCCGGUAGUCGCCGAAACAGCACGGACAGCGAGAACACGCCGUUGAUUCGCGUUCUCAAUCGUAGUCGUGGGACAUCUGCGGCCGGCGGCGGCGUACCUUCGCACCCUCCUAUACCCAGCUACACCGACGCGGUGCGAGCCGGCGCGGGGCGGGAGGAGAACAGCACUUCACGACCCAACCGGCACGGCAACCGGUCAAGGUCACAGAGCGCACAAUGA